This is a messenger RNA of Cylicocyclus nassatus, 789 nucleotides long. The record is from the annotation of a GenBank genome assembly. NCBI's taxonomy places the organism in Eukaryota, Metazoa, Nematoda, Chromadorea, Rhabditida, Strongylidae.
AUGAUUUACCUCUUUGUCUAUUUGAUUCUGCAAUUCUUAUCUUCCAUAUACCUGCUCAUCCAAUGUGGAGGCGGCAAAAAAGCCAAGAAAGAGGAUAAGCCUGCCGCACCAGCACCACCUAAACCACCUGAGAAGCCUAAAGAAGGAGAGAAGAAGGAAGGUGAGAAGGAAGGUGAAAAGAAAGAAGAGAAGAAGGAAGGAGAGAAAAAGGAGGAAGAAAAGAAGGAGGGAGAGAAGAAGGAGGGAGAAAAAAAAGAGGAGAAAUCGAAGCCCGAUGAGAAGAAGAGUGGAGAGAAGGAUAAGAAAGAAGGAGAAGAGAAGAAAGAAGGAGAGAAGAAGGAGGGAGAAGAAAAGAAGGAAGGCGAGCUCAAACUGGAUCCCACUAUGGCAUCCGCUGAUGAUGAGAAGAAAAAAUCAAAGCAGGAAGCAGUGGCUCUUUCGAGGUCUUCUAGGGGGAAGCCUGAUGAAAAAAUCAAACUGAGCGCGAGUAGUCUAGCAUGGGAGGAUGCAGAGUCACAGCAGGUUCUGAAAGUGACAAACGAAAAUGAUAAGAAGCAAGCGCUCAAGAUCAAAUGUUCCAACAACGCUUUAUUCAAAGUGAAUCCUGUAUUCGCAAUGAUUGAUGCAGGAAAAGAUCUUGAGAUAGUUGUGACUCGCAAGGCCGGAGAACUAAAAGCCGAGAAACUGCUGAUACUAACAACUCCGUUCGACGGUACCGAAGCGGAGAAGGCAUAUGAAGAUAAGGAGCUUGUACCUGCGUGUGCGACCGUGCCAAUGGUCCCAAAGUAG